Messenger RNA from Seriola dumerili (greater amberjack), 2460 nucleotides. RefSeq names its product zinc-binding protein A33-like (gene trim69). The transcript is spliced from 6 exons. Gene Ontology annotation, molecular function: protein binding; zinc ion binding. NCBI's taxonomy places the organism in Eukaryota, Metazoa, Chordata, Actinopteri, Carangiformes, Carangidae. The record is from RefSeq and is a predicted model, not a curated record. Bases 92 to 1741 code for a protein of 549 amino acids.
GCCAAGGAGAGCGGCCACACUCUGCAGGAGAGGAAGGACUUAGAGGUCCAGCUGUACAGUCAGAACAAAGGGAAACAAUCAAGGCAAAGGAAUGAGCAAGACUCAGAAAGAAGUGAAGAAAAUCCAGUCAGUUUAUCUGCAGAACUUGGACAAACUAAACCAGGGGAUAAAGCCAGACAAGAAAAGUUGGAAACCAAAGGAAGGAGACUUUGCUGUGCAAACAGCCAUGGAAAAGCUGCGGCAGCCUCCCAUAGCUGGACAAGUCACCAAAAGCUCAGCCCACAGAAUCAGCAGAGACCUGACCUGCUCCAUCUGCUUGGAUCUUUUCAAGCAGCCGGUGUCAUUGCCCUGCGAUCACACCUUCUGCCAGGGGUGCAUUGAGGGCUACUGGACUGGUCCCCGGGGCUCCGGGCAGGGUGGCACGGGCUCCUGCCCUCAGUGCAGGAAGGUGUACCCCGGGCAGAGCUACAGGCCCAACCGCAUUGUUGCCAACAUAGUGGAGAGCUACUGUCAGGGCCUGGAGGAGAGCGGGACUGGAGCCCGCCUCGCAGAUGUUGGGGUGGCAGAGAGGGUUCCAGCUCCGGUCCCCCGCUGCAGCAGACACCGGGAGGAGCUGAAGCUGUACUGUGACGAGGACCAGGAGCUGGUGUGUCUGGUGUGUGGUGUCUCCCAGGAGCACAGAAAUCAUACCAUGGUGUGUGUGCAGGAGGCUGAACAGAAGUACAGGGCGUCUCUGAACAGCUCCAUGGAUUCCCUCAAAGCUGAGCUCAACACAGCGCUGCAGUGUGACAGAGAAGCUGAGGAUGAGGUUAAAAAGCUCAAGGAGCACACCGCCGACCUCAAGCAGCGCAUCGAGGCCCAGUUCAGCGACCUGCACCAGUUCCUGUACCAGGAAGAGAAGCUGCUGCAGGUGAAGCUGAAGACGGAGGAGCGGAGAGAGCUGAUCCGCCUGGACGAGCACAAGGCCCUGCUGUGCGUGGAGAUCUCCCGUCUGCAGAGAGCCGUCCACGAGAUAGAGGACAAGCUGAGAGAGCAGGACCCGUUCACUCUGCUGCGAAGCAUCAAAGUCCUGCUCCAGAGGCCAUCGCUGAAGUUUGAGAAACCUGCAUUUACACCACCCAGUCUGUGCGAGGGUCGGUUUGCAGGGCCCCUGCAGUACAGAGUGUGGAAAUCCAUGAAAGGAAGUAUUUACCCAGUUCCUGCAGCCAUCACAUUUAACUCCAGCACGGCCAACCCUUGGCUCAGCCUGACCUCCUCCCUCACCUGUGUUCGCUACCAGACCUUUAACCACACCGUGCAGGACAACCCCUACAGGUUCAACGCUGCCCUGUCCCUGCUCGGAAGCCAGGGCUUCACCCACGGACGCCACUACUGGGAGAUUGAAGUCUACAGCAGCACAGUCUGGACAGUGGGGGUGGCUCGUGAGUCGGUGCCUCGGAAGGGAGUCAUCAAAGCCCUACCAGCCAACGGCUUCUGGACUCUCUCCCUCUCUUAUGGGAUACAGUACAUGGCUGGCACCACACCUCCAACUGUCCUGUCCCUGGAGGAGCCACUGGCCAGGAUAGGAGUGUACCUCGACUACAAGAGGGGCCUGGUGUCCUUUUAUAAUGCAGAGAGCAUGACACAUCUCUACACCUUUAGGGAGAACUUCACCGAGACGCUGUACCCUUACUUCAACCUGGGCUUCCUGGAUAAAGUGCAUGAAAAUGAGCCUCUUAAAGUUUUCUUACCAAAGAUUUAACAAACUGGGAAAAAUGGUAACAAAAGGGUAAGAAGUUACAAAAAGUUACCAAACAAGCAUGAAAUCAAAGUGCAUUUCAGAAAAAGAGAAAACAUACUUUAUAGUGUACAGAAUUAGAUACAACAAAGUAUUUGUAUUUGUGCAAUAAACAGUUGACAUUUGUCCAAUGGAAACACAUGUAACAUACAUGUAACACAUAGUUCAAUAUGUAGACUGGAUCUACUGCCACACAUUUCAUUUCAGAGAAGCUGUGCUUCAGUAAAGAAUGUGAAACUGUCUGGUUACUUGACUAUUGUGACAUUAAAUGUAAAGUAGUAUUAUGGUUACUUUUGUAAUUCAAUGAUUUUUUUGUGCAUGAUACACUAAUACAUUUAAGUAAACAUCUUAAUCGUUUAAUACUGUGAUUUUUUUUUUUUUUACAUUUUGAAAAAAAUGUCAUCAUGAUUUUAACGUGUCAUAUUAUACUAACUAAUGUAUUUGGUGCAUUCAGGAGCUUUGGGAAAUUUUAAGCUUACAUAAAAGCAACUUAAUUUUAAUAGUCUUUUUUAUGUGAGCAAAUGGUUAGAAUUUUGGAUAUUUACUUUGUACUUGCUGUGCUUGAUGAAUUUAGUAUACCUGCUGUUUGACCUGGUUGAUCCCAAGCCUGAUGCAUGUUAAGUGGCACCCAAUAUCACACACAACUGUAUGAGUAAAAUUUUAUUAAAAGUUUUUCUUGAAAA